Messenger RNA from Symsagittifera roscoffensis, 758 nucleotides. Its product is annotated as sterile alpha motif domain-containing protein 15-like. Bases 51 to 479 code for a protein of 142 amino acids. NCBI's taxonomy places the organism in Eukaryota, Metazoa, Xenacoelomorpha, Acoela, Convolutidae. The transcript is spliced from 3 exons. Gene Ontology annotation, molecular function: protein binding. The record is from RefSeq and is a predicted model, not a curated record.
AUGUUGGUUAUAAUAAUAGAUCAAAAUAGUUCUAGUAAAAUUGACUAUAAAUGGAAGGCGAGAGAAGUCCGUCGAAUGUGAGUAGAAAGAGUAAAACGUCCUCUUCCAGGCCGGUUUCAUCCAGACCAGAUGAGCCAGUGGCUCUCAACUGGACUUGCGAGGAGGUCCAGGACUGGAUUGAGAGCAUCGGGUAUCCACAGUACAGGGAGUGUUUUUCGGACAACUUCAUUGACGGGAGGAAGCUGAUCUUGAUGGACUGUUCCCACUUUCCACAGAUUGGAAUCACUGACUUCGAACACAUGAAAACUAUAGCAGCCAAAAUUAGAGACCUGCUGGGCAUUGAGUUGAUCCCGUGGGACAGAAGCAUCGCAGAUCCCCCCAGAGACCAAAUGGGACUGUUCUUAGAGCGAAAACGACCGACAGGGGAGUAUGCGGACUCACUAGUGUACAGUGACUUCAUAAUGGGAAAGGGACAGUAGCUUAGAAGAGUAUUUACUCAAAGAGAAUUGUCGAGGCUCAAAAAACAACAUCGAAUUAUAGACACUCCACAUUGAAAUUGGCUUCAUAAUGGGAAAGGCGCACUAGUUUAGUAGAUUGUCGAAUGUUAACUUUAUCGAGAACUCUCGUGCGUCAAAGUUUGCCAUCGACUUAUAGACUGUCUACCUUGAAUUUGUUUUUUGAAACGAAUGGGCUCAACAAAUGUAAAUAACCGAAAUGUAUGUAUGUUUCAUAUGUAGAUAAAGAUAUAUUUUUUGGAA